Hepatospora eriocheir is the source of this 198-nucleotide messenger RNA. Lineage: Eukaryota; Fungi; Microsporidia; Hepatosporidae. The record is from the annotation of a GenBank genome assembly.
AUGACAGAUACAGAGUUAGAAAAUAAGACAAUUAAUAUUAACAAGAUAGAUAAAAUAGAAGAAGAAGAAAAUGGAAUAGAGAUAAGGAGUACCUCUAUAGAUAGGUUGAAUAAAUUAGUUUCUUUGCCUUCUGAGAGUUUCGGUACUUUUGUUAUUAAUUUAGAUAAAAACUUAAAAUCAAUUAAUUUAUUUAUUUAA